This is a messenger RNA of Dermatophagoides pteronyssinus (European house dust mite), 590 nucleotides long. RefSeq names its product bolA-like protein 3. The record is from RefSeq and is a predicted model, not a curated record. Gene Ontology annotation, cellular component: mitochondrial matrix. Lineage: Eukaryota; Metazoa; Arthropoda; Arachnida; Sarcoptiformes; Pyroglyphidae.
AUGUUAAAUCGAUUAUUUAAUUCAAAAACAUCAUUAUUGUUUAAUCAAUUCAUACGACCAUCAUCAUCUUCAAUGAUAUUACCAUUUAAUUCAAUUCAAUUACGAUUAGUUUCACAAUCAUCAUCAUCCACAUCAUCAAUGAGUGUUGAACUUCAACAAAGAAUCAAUGAAUUAUUAAAUAAAUCAUUUCCAAAUGCAAAAGAAAUUAUUGUUAAAGAUAUAAGUGGUGGUUGUGGUUCAAUGUUUGAAGUUUAUAUUGCCACUAUGGAUUUUCAAGGAAUGACAAAAGUUAAACAACAUUUAACCGUUUCAAAUAUUUUAAAAAAUGAAAUUCGUGAUAUGCAUGGAAUACGAAUAUUUACCGAAGUGCCACCACCAACAUCAGAACUAUAAUUGAAACAAAAUUUUUUUGAAACAAAAAUAAAUCCGGUGACCAACAAAACGGAAUUUUCUUUCCCAACCACCAUUCAUCACCCUUUUUAUUAUUGAAUCUUUUUUUUUCUCCCAAAAUAAUAAUAAUAAAUAGCUGUGAUUAGAAUCAAUUUAUUUCGACUGUAACCAAUUUUCAAAACAAAACAAAAAACGUAAUA